AUCGUUCGGAACAAACCCUUUCUGUUCCAGGACAUCUUCGCGACGGCGACAUGAACCCCGAUCCAAUCCAACUGAAAAAAUUAAGCAUCUUCGACCAAGUUCCGUGCGAUAAUUCUACACUACCGCCGCGCAUGGUUCUCCAAGCCGCAAAGAUUCCAACUUGAUAGCGCCCAGUAGAGAAGAAGAGAGUAAUUAUUGAUUUCUUGGAGCCAGACGUCGCAAUGGCGUCUCCUCCGCUUCAGCUCUCGGCCGCGCCCUUGCUGCUGCUACUACUGGUAGUAGUAAUCCGGGCCGCGAGGUCCAGCCGCGUCUUCUCCGUGGUUGACUACGGCGCGGCGGGCGACGGGUCCCGCUACGACACGGCGGCGAUCCAGGCCGCCGUGGACGCCUGCGCGGCGGCGGGCGGGGGGCGCGUUCUCCUCCCGGCGCCGGGCAACUACCUGACGGCGACGGUCCACCUCCGGUCACGGGUGGUGCUGGAGGUGGCCCCCGGCGCGCGUCUGCUGGGCGGGACCAGGCAGGCGGACUACCCACCCGAAUCUCGCCGGUGGUAUGUCGUCCUGGCCGAGAACACCACGGGCGCCGGCGUCACCGGCGGCGGCGAGAUCAACGGCCAGGGUGGGGCGUUUGUGGUCACGCCCAGCGAGGUGAAGAACGUCAUGGUGAGCUGGAACACCACCGGCGACUGCCAGCUGGGCGACGAGUGCCGGCCGCGGCUGGUCGGCUUCAUCGACUCCAAGAAUGUCAGGAUCCAUGACAUCACACUCAACCAGCCUGCCUACUGGUGCCUUCACCUUGUCAGAUGUGACAACACAGUGAUCCACAAUGUGUCCAUAUUUGGGGAUUUUAACACUCCCAACAAUGAUGGCAUUGACAUUGAGGGUUCGAACAACACUGUCAUAACCAAUUGCCACAUUGACACCGGAGAUGAUGCAAUAUGCUCGAAGUCAUCCGCUGGCCCUGUUUACAACUUGACGGCAGCAAACUGUUGGAUCCGGACUAAAUCUUGUGCUAUCAAAUUUGGAAGUCAGAGCUCCUUCAGCUUCAAGAGGUUGCUCUUCGACAACAUUAUGAUAGUUGAUUCACAUCGAGGACUUGGCAUGCAGAUCCGGGACGGAGGGAAUGUGAGCGAUGUGGUGUUUUCAAACAUCAAAAUGAGCACCAGAUACUACCAUCCUCUAUGGUGGGGAAGAGCUGAACCGAUCUACAUCACAACCUGCCCAAGGCACCCAGACUCCAAAGAGGGCACCAUUUCAGACAUAAGAUUCAUCAACAUCUCAUCGGUAUCAGAAAAUGGAGUUUUCCUGGCUGGAUCAAAGCACGGGCUACUCCGCAACCUGAAAUUCAAGAAUGUCGAUCUGACAUACAAGCGAUGGACAAACUACACAGGAGGGCUGUAUGAUUACAGGCCUGGGUGCCAGGAGAUGGUGAAGCACAGGACCGGUGGCAUGAUGCUGGAGCACAUCUCCGGCCUGGAGAUUGACAACGUGAGGAUGAGAUGGGCGAGAGGAAACCUGAAAGGCUGGGAUGUCAAUCCUCUCCUUUUCCGGCCAUCAACCAUCGACAAGCUGUCGUUCCAUGACUGGCAGUCAGUGGAUGUUCUGUGAAUUUGACCGACAUAAGGGUAAUUGUACGACGUGUUUGUGUGUAUGUAUCACGAUGAAUAAGGGGUGAUUCUUUUGUUAAACGUGUUAAUAAGAGAUCCCAGCAGCUUUUAUGCUUCUGCAAAGAGAAUUCAUGAUGUAGUUGUGUUGUGAUUGUUUAAUACAUACGUUUAAGGAGGUGAUUGUUGAAUCA
Setaria italica (foxtail millet) is the source of this 1797-nucleotide messenger RNA. Its product is annotated as probable polygalacturonase. Gene Ontology annotation, biological process: carbohydrate metabolic process. NCBI's taxonomy places the organism in Eukaryota, Viridiplantae, Streptophyta, Magnoliopsida, Poales, Poaceae. The coding region runs from base 222 to 1607 and encodes 461 amino acids. The record is from RefSeq and is a predicted model, not a curated record. Gene Ontology annotation, molecular function: polygalacturonase activity. The transcript has 3 exons.